CUGCAGACGGCGUUUGGGGAUGUUCACAUGGCAUUCUACCCCAACGUUGCCCCCAAAACGGCCGAUCACAUCCGGCGAUGCGCAGAGCUGGGCCUAUAUAACACGAAUCACUUCUUCCGAGUCGACAAAGGUUUUGUGGCCCAGGUCGCGGAUAUAUCGGGGGGACGAUUAGCCCCCAUGUCUCGCAUGCAACAGGAGGUCGCUACUCGCCACGUGCCGCUGGAGUUGCACCCUGAUGUUAAGCACGACCGACGUGGAAUUCUGUCCAUGGCCCGCAACGAUGACCCUAACAGCGGCGGCUCGAGUUUCUCACUUCUCCUCGGCCCAGCCCCGCACCUGGACCAACAUUAUGCGGUGUUUGGCGAGGUUGUCGAAGGAAUUGAGACGCUGGCCCGGCUGGAGGAGCUGCCAACUCGCACAGAAGGUAUCUUUGUGAUGCCUAUCGAGAGGAUUACCAUUUCAUCGACAUAC
Chlorella variabilis is the source of this 471-nucleotide messenger RNA. RefSeq lists its product as hypothetical. The annotation marks the transcript as partial. Lineage: Eukaryota; Viridiplantae; Chlorophyta; Trebouxiophyceae; Chlorellales; Chlorellaceae. Gene Ontology annotation, molecular function: peptidyl-prolyl cis-trans isomerase activity. The transcript has 4 exons. The record is from RefSeq and is a predicted model, not a curated record. Gene Ontology annotation, biological process: protein peptidyl-prolyl isomerization.